AGGCGGGGCAGAAAUUAAUUUCUUGUUUGAAUUCUUCUUCGUCGUCUUAGCCAUCCAUUCAAGACUCCUUACACCCAACUCAUAAAUACUACCUCUAAUUCCACCUCUCAUCCUAUAAGCCAAACACUUUGUUCGCUCUCUCUCAAAAACCCACUUUGGCACUUGUUCUUUCCUUUAACAAUUAGCUAAAUCGUCUUUUUUUUGCCAAAAGAAGGUCGUCCUUGUUUCAGAUUAAAUGGAAGAUGCUUCGAGCAGUACUAGCAAUAAACUAGAUGAGUCAAGUGCGUUAGCUUUCUUAGGAAAGAUUAUGUUGGGGGUAAUCAUAUUUGUAUUCCUGGUUGUGAUCUUCAUAUUCUUCCUUCACCUUUACGUGAAAUGGUCCCAGAAUCGUCGCCGGCAAGAAGCCGACGACGACUCCAACGGCGGCACAGGGCGCCGCCACAAAGUCAAAGUUCAGGGACUUGACCCGUCAAUUCUUAAAACAAUUCCUGUGCUUGCAUUUGAUGCUAAAGAAUUCAAAGAUGGAACACUGGAAUGUACUAUUUGUCUUUGCGAUGUCACUGAGGGUGAAAAGACAAGAUUUUUACCAAAAUGUAAUCAUGGGUUUCAUGUUGAUUGCAUUGACAUGUGGUUUCAAUGUCAUUCCACUUGCCCUCUUUGUCGUAACGCAGUUUCCACGACUGGGGAUAAAACACCCGAGUCAGUGGAAUCAGAGGCUGAGGAGGUUGAGGCUUCAACAGAGUUGCCGAAUUUCCCAACCAAUGUGCUGUAUUGGGGAAAUGAGACUCAAGUUAGCACUUUAUGUAAUCCUUGUUUGGACUCAACAGCAUCUACGAGUAAUAAUCGGACAGAUGGAAUGUUGGUGAUCGAUAUUCCAGGGCGAAUUAUUGAAGAAGAGUCGAAAUCUGUAAUGCCUGAAAGACUGAGGCGUUUGAUGAGGCUUUUGAGCGGGGAUAGAAGGGCGUUUAAUCCUUCUAGUUCGCGAAAUGUAGAUAUAGAACAAGGUGGUGGUAGAAGCCCGAGCUAGCAUAGACUCAGAGACGGAUUCAAGAAGUGAGUUUGGUUCCCUUUAUAUAUGCCUAUUGCGUAGUACAUACUGUAAUGUAAAUGCAAUUAAGGUAUAGAGUUCAUUGAUUCUUGUUGCAGAUGAAAAGUUGACACUUUGGUGUCUGCAUCUUUUAGGUGUGUAUAGGUAGUGGAUAUAUUAGUACAUGUAUAAACAUAUUGUAGUAGGCUUCUCUCUCUGUUUGAGAAUAGAUGCAAUCCAUCUUCUCUUACAGAAGAGUGUUAGAAGUUAUUUUUUGUCAACGUGAGCAGUGAGCUUUUCUGCUA
Nicotiana tabacum (common tobacco) is the source of this 1332-nucleotide messenger RNA. RefSeq names its product RING-H2 finger protein ATL60-like. NCBI's taxonomy places the organism in Eukaryota, Viridiplantae, Streptophyta, Magnoliopsida, Solanales, Solanaceae. Gene Ontology annotation, biological process: protein ubiquitination. Gene Ontology annotation, molecular function: transferase activity. The record is from RefSeq and is a predicted model, not a curated record.